Molecule: messenger RNA, 1209 nt
Organism: Neodiprion virginianus
Lineage: Eukaryota; Metazoa; Arthropoda; Insecta; Hymenoptera; Diprionidae
Product: glutaminyl-peptide cyclotransferase-like
Exons: 6
Coding region: 85-1134 (349 amino acids)
Molecular function (GO): zinc ion binding; glutaminyl-peptide cyclotransferase activity
Source: RefSeq, a predicted model, not a curated record
AUAUGGCCGCGAGCUCGCGGCUGCAUGUGGAUUGUGGCAUGACUUUUCCGUGAUAAUCAGUUUGGCCGCGGCUUCGCAGAAGGUAUGACCAUGUUGAAGUUUCCGCUGAACGUGAUUAAGAUUUUGCUGCUCACUGGCUACGCGGCAGCUCUCAAUAAAUCGCUGUUGACGAACCAGAAGCUUCACCAUGCUCCGAAAUACUUCAAUGAUGAGAAUUUGCUCAGACUCGCCGACAUGUCGGACGUCGAUCACAUCAACGAAAUAUUGGAUAAUAUAUGCAUAAAGAGAGUCGUCUCAACUCGGGGCCAUCAGAGAGUGAAAAACUACAUAAUAAAAUCCAUGGAAAAUCUCGGAUGGUCAGUGGAAACGGACAAGUUCUUAGACAAGACGCCGAAUUUCGGAAAAUUGGAAUUUGAAAAUGUAAUAUCAAGACUGAACCCCAAUGCCAGCAGGUACUUGGCACUCGCUUGCCAUUUUGAUUCAAAGUACACGAGAGAGGGGGACUUUGUUGGGGCUACGGACAGCGCUGUGCCGUGUGCGCAGAUGAUCAAUUUGGCUAGUGUGAUGAAGUCGUACUUGGAUGAUAUAAAAAGGCAAGACAUCAGUCUGAUGUUUAUAUUUUUUGACGGCGAAGAGGCUUUCAAAUCGUGGGGACCCACUGACUCCAUUUACGGUGCUAGACAUCUGGCUAAAAAAUGGCAGAAGACACUGUACCCCCCUGGCAAUACCGAGGGAAUGACGGAACUCGAUAGAAUUGACGUUUUAGUACUUCUGGACUUAAUAGGCGCCCCAGACCCGACGUUUUACAACUAUUUUGAGAACACAGAAAAAUGGUAUGGGAUGCUGAUUAAUGCGGAGAGAAAAUUGGCAGCCAUGCGAAGACUGGAAAAAUAUUCGUACGAAAAUCCUGAGCAGACAUAUUUCCAGCCGUACUCAGUUCGGGCCAAUAUCGAAGAUGAUCAUAUUCCAUUUUUAAAAAGAGGUGUGCCGGUACUCCAUUUAAUUCCGUCGCCUUUCCCCUCUUUCUGGCACCAAUCGGGGGACAACAGAGGUAACAUAGAUAUGGCUGCGACAGAAAACAUCAAUAAGAUCCUGAGGAUAUUUGUCGCGUCGUACCUUGGGAUGGAUGUUUAAUACUGCGGUAUCGAAUGGCACCAGUACUCGAAAUCAUUCAACUGCUCAAUGUGUAGUCAAUUAGGUACAUGAGAA